UUGUUGUCGUAGCUAGAAUUAGCGCAGCCAUUUUGUAACAAUCUGGUGGCUUUUGUUGUUAGCGAGUUUAAAUGUAAUUAUUUUGUUUUUUAGUAUUGUUAGGCAUCAUCUUGAGAAAAGCAUCACAACUUGUUUUGAACGUUUAGACUAGCGUUAUAUUUUUCCGUGCAAUUCAGUACUGUUUUUGAAUUUUGUGAGCACUAAAAACUGUGUAAAGGUGUUUUGAAAGGUAACAGUGACUUAUUCAUUUGGCACUGCAAUCAUGGCAUCCGAUGACUUUGACAUCGUCAUUGAGGCUAUGCUGGAAGCACCGUACCAGAAGGAGGAUGAAAGUGGUGCCAAGUCUGACAGGAAAUCUGGUGAAAGUAGUAAAGGGAGGAGGAGUAGGAGCAGCAGCAGAGGCAGAGAUCGACGCAGAAGUCGAAGUCGCAGCAAAGACCGACACCAUCAUCGUAGCAGUAGGAGCAGGGAUGUGCGUUAUCGUAGCCGAAGUAGAGACCGGCGUUACCGAAGCAGAGACCGUAGGCGUAGUGGAUCCCGAAGCAGAGACCGUAGACAUAGUGGGUCCCGAAGCAGAGACCAUAGGCCUAGCAUAUCCCAAAGCAUUGACCAUAGGCCUAGCAGAUCCCAAAGCAGCGACCAUAGAAGGGAGCACAUCCGGUACAAAAGCCCUGUGAGGAAAAGCACACUAAGUAGAAGUCGAAGCCCAUUUUUUAAAGAGAAGAGUCCUGUCAGAGCACCAAUUGAUAACUUGUCACCUGAAGAGAGAGAUGCCCGUACUGUGUUUUGUAUGCAGCUUGCCGCACGAAUAAGAUCUAGGGACUUGGAAGACUUUUUUUCUUCUGUUGGAAAGGUGCGUGAUGUCCGAAUAAUCUCAGAUCGCAAUUCACGAAGGUCAAAAGGAAUUGCUUAUAUAGAGUUCUGUGAGGCAGAAUCUGUGCCACUGGCCAUUGGUCUUACUGGUCAGAGAUUGCUUGGUGUCCCUAUCAUUGUACAGGCAUCUCAAGCAGAGAAGAAUCGUAUUGCAGCAAUGGCCAACAAUUUGCAAAAGGGUAUUUUGGGUCCCAUGCGAUUGUAUGUUGGAUCUCUCCAUUUUAACAUUACAGAGGACAUGUUGCGUGGCAUUUUUGAGCCCUUUGGAAAGAUUGAAAACAUCCAGUUAAUGAAAGAUUUGGAUACUGGACGUUCAAAAGGCUAUGGAUUUAUAUCGUUUGCAGAUGCUGACUGUGCUCGUAGGGCUUUGGAACAGUUAAAUGGAUUUGAGCUGGCAGGGCGGCCGAUCAAGGUUGGUCAUGUUACAGAACGCAUGGAUGGAAACUGCGAUGUUUCUUUCCUAGACAGCGAUGAAUUGGAAAGAACAGGAGUUGACUUGGGCACCACUGGAAGACUUCAGCUUAUGGCAAAGUUAGCAGAAGGCACUGGUAUUCAGAUACCUCCUGCGGCCCAAGCAGCCUUGCAGCUUAAUGGAGCAAUUCCUCUUGGUGCCCUGAAUCCUAUUUUAGGACUUAAUCAAUCUAUGGCCUUGACUGCUCCCAUAGCAACUCAGUGUUUUCAGCUUUCGAACAUGUUCAACCCCCAAACAGAUACAGAUCCAAAUCUUGAAGUAGAAAUUACAGAAGAUGUUGUUGAGGAAUGUAACAAACACGGUGGAGUUGUCCAUGUAUUUGUGGACAGAAAUUCUCCAACUGGUAAUGUUUAUGUGAAGUGUCCGACAAUUGCAGCAGCCAUGGCAGCAGUGAAUGCCCUACAUGGAAGAUGGUUUGCAGGGAAAAUGAUCACUGCUGCCUACAUUCCACUUGCUUCCUACCAUGAUCUCUUUCCAGAAUCCAUGAAUGCCAGUCAGUUGAUAUCAUCUGCCAAGAAAUAACUCCAUGAGCAGUUAACUUACUGAACUGGACUUUUUUUUUAGUGGUAAAGUCUUCUGUAAUGUGGAACUUGUCAGUUCUCAGAUUCUUGACAAAAAUUAUUCUCCUCCCACAUACAGGACCAGACUUUCCGUUUUUGCCACCUGGCUUGGGUGUGUGGAAUUGUAGAUACUGUGUAGUGCUAAUUUUCUGCUGGUCUGGUCUCGGAUACUGAAACUUGACUCAAGGACUUACCUUGAAGUAAUCUGUUAUGGAAGGAGGAGUACAAUGUGUAAAUAAAAAAAUGUAAAAAGGUUUGAACGUUACAAAAAUUUGAGUUUUAUUCUUCAAAUGCAUUUCAGCUGUAAAUAGUUGCAGGCUUUUGUUUUGCCCUUAACUCGUGAUUUUGUUCAGGCACAUUGAAGUUUAUAAUUUGGGGUACUGGAUGACUGGUAAUUAGUUUUACUGCAUUAUAUAUAACCUGCCAGUUUCUAUAGUGGACCUUAAGUUUUGGUAGGUUUUUGUUGCAGUACUACCUCUUAGUGUACAUAUCUGUAGUUAAUAAGGAAACUAGUCUAGUAAACAUUGGUUGGAUGUGGGGCAUUCAGCCACCCUGUCUUUUUUCACUUCCAUCAUGGUAAUUGUUUUUGAGUGAGAGCAUUUUUUUUUCUUGGACUGUCAUUGAACUGGAUUUAAUUGAGCAAUAUUUUUAACCCUUACAGUGUGGGGUAAAUUGAAGGGCCCUCAUGGAGUAAUACAUUAUUAGCCCUUCUCUUCCUCCUCCUCAACAAAACAAAAAACUUAACUGCAUCUGCAGUUUGCUCAUAGGUGUUGUACAGUUGAAUUAGAAUUGAAUUUAACUUUUUUGGUGGGAAGUGCAUAUCUUUUCCCUGCUUUUUUUGUUCAAUUUACCUGUCAGUUGUAAAUUUUGAAGAUUGGGACUGCUUUCAAUUAUUACUUUAUAGGCAUUUUAUAGAGGCUGUGCUGUAACUUUUGAGAACAUUAGAGGUUAGCAGUCAGUUGCAUUGUUUUGCAUAUAUAGGGUGUUUAGUGUAAAAACAAUAUGUACAGUAUCUUUAUUUCAUUAUUUUCCAGUCUGUCUUUUAAAACCAGUGUUGCGUUUUUGAGACUUGGACCUCUUUUCUCCACUCUAGCUAGGACAGAUGUAGUAGGUGUAUAUACUUACCUUUGUGUGUGUGUACUUGAGUCCUUGUGUACAUGCACAAAUGUAGGCUUAUAUUUAUAUUUAUGUAUGUAUGCACAUUUAAAUAUGUGCAUGUGUCCUGUCCAUCCCACGGUGAAUGCUGGUCUUGGGAGUUUAAUGUUUAGAACCGUCUUUAAAUGCAAGUUUGUUUGAAGAACAUUGAUAUAAUUUUUAAUGCAUUUUAUUUUGGUAUCAAAGUCCUUUGUAUUCAUCAAAACAUUUAUAAUGAAUGUUUUUGCUAAGCAAAAUAAAUUCCUGAAAUGGUG
This is a messenger RNA of Protopterus annectens (West African lungfish), 3314 nucleotides long. RefSeq names its product RNA-binding protein 39-like. Lineage: Eukaryota; Metazoa; Chordata; Ceratodontiformes; Protopteridae. Gene Ontology annotation, cellular component: nucleus. The transcript has 15 exons. Gene Ontology annotation, biological process: mRNA processing. The record is from RefSeq and is a predicted model, not a curated record. The coding region runs from base 263 to 1867 and encodes 534 amino acids. Gene Ontology annotation, molecular function: RNA binding.